Rotaria sp. Silwood2 is the source of this 1914-nucleotide messenger RNA. NCBI's taxonomy places the organism in Eukaryota, Metazoa, Rotifera, Eurotatoria, Philodinida, Philodinidae. The record is from the annotation of a GenBank genome assembly.
AUGAUUGAUAAUAACAGUGAAAGAUCAAUAACUCUCGAAUUCAAUAAAAAUGAUGAAAUCAAUAGGGUUCAAGCUUCAACUCUAACAUUCAAAUCAAUUAAUUAUUACUUAAAUAUACAAAAAUGCUGCAAUAUAUGUCAACUACCAUGUUUAAAGAAAACUCAAAAACAAAUUUUAAUUGAUUUAUCAGGAAUUUUUCAAGGAGGCAUGAAUGCAAUUAUGGGACCAACUGGUAGUGGAAAAUCAUCGCUAUUAGAUUUAUUAGCUGAUCGAAAAGAUCGGCAAGGUUUUCAAGGUGAAAUUCUUUUAAAUGGUCAAUUACAAAGUAAAGAUUAUAAAUAUCAUGCUGGUUACGUUGUUCAAGAUGAUAUUGUUAGUGGAAAUUUAACUAUUAAAGAAAAUUUAAUGUUUUCAGCUAAUGUUAGAUUAUCAACAAAAUUAACUUCUAAUGAAAAAAAUAAGAUUGUCGAUGAAGUUAUUGUACAAUUAGGAUUAGAAAAAUGUGCAAAUACAAGAAUAGGUACUGAUUUUAAACGUGGUGUAUCAGGUGGAGAACGAAAACGAACAAAUAUUGGAAUGGAAUUAGUUCUUUCACCUAUGGUUCUCUUUUUAGAUGAACCAACUACUGGUCUUGAUUCUUCGAUGGCUCGUAAUGUAAUGGAAUGUCUUCAUCGAUUAUCUCGAAAAGGACGUACAAUCAUUUUUUCAAUUCAUCAACCUCGAUAUUCAAUAUUUAAAUUAUUCGAUACACUUUUUUUGAUUGCUACUGGUCGUUGUAUUUAUCAUGGACCAACUGAUAAUGUUUUACAAUUUUUUUCUUCAGUAGGUUUUUCAUGUGAAGAACAUGAUAAUCCAGCAGAUUUUAUUCUUGAUGUAUUACAAAGUGAUCGAUUUUCACCCUUAACUAAUGAUCAAACUGAUAAUGAUUUAGAUAAACAAAAUAAUCAAAUUGAAUUUUAUUUAAAUAAAGAAUAUAUGAAAACAGAUAUUUUUAGUUCAAUUCAAAAUAAAAUAACUGAAAAGAAUUAUUUAUCAAAUGGAAAUAAUAAUGAACAUAUUCGAUUAGAAGAAAAAUCUCGUUUAAAUCAUAUAUUUUAUUUAUCUCAACGAACUCUUCGUAAUUCUUUCCGAGAUCCUUCAUUAGCUAUACUACAAACAGUUUUAUCGAUAUUUUUGGGUAUAAUUAUUGGUUUAAUUUAUUUGCAUAUUAAUCGUACAAUUGAUACAGGUGCUAAAAAUCGUAGUGGAGCUAUUUUUUUUAUAGUUACGAAUCAAGUUUUUUCAAAUCUUUCAGCAUUAGAAUUAUUUAUAAAAGAACGAAUUUUAUUUGUUCAUGAAAAUGUUAGUGGUUAUUAUCAUGUAUUAACUUAUUUUCUAUCAAAAAUAAUUUGUGAUAUUAUACCUUUACGAACAAUACCUGCUAUUGCAUUUUCAAUAAUUGUUUAUUUUAUGAUGGGAUUUCAAAGAACAGUAGAAAAAUUUUUUAUUUUCUUCUUUUGUAUUUGGCUUACAUCAAUUUGUGCAUCAUCUUUAUGCUUUCUUGUUUCGGCUACUGUACGAAAUUUCGGUGUUGCCAAUUUAGUUGCAGCUCUUUUUUGUGUAUUGACACUUGUCUUUGGUGGAUUUCUUGUUGAAAUUUCAUCUGUUCUCAGUUUUCUUCAAUGGAUUCAAUAUUUCAGUAUAUUUCGUUAUGGAUCAAAUGCACUUUUAAUCAAUGAAUUUAUUGGUUUAACUCUUUGUUUACCAAAUAAUACAAAUAUAUGUGUAAAAGAUGGUACAGAAGUCUUAACUGAACUUCAUGUUGAACAUUCAACAAAUUGGGAUUUAUGGAAAAAUUUCGUUGCAUUAAUUUCGAUCACAAUCGGUUUUCUCAGUUUAGCUUAUGUUCAAUUACGUCGUAUUAAAAAUAAAUAA